Molecule: messenger RNA, 1118 nt
Organism: Paramacrobiotus metropolitanus
Lineage: Eukaryota; Metazoa; Tardigrada; Eutardigrada; Parachela; Macrobiotidae
Exons: 4
Coding region: 274-831 (185 amino acids)
Source: RefSeq, a predicted model, not a curated record
AGUUAUCUUGGGCUUUAAUUAAACUAGAAUCAGUUUGCUAAUAGGCCGCUAGUCAUUUACUUACGGUAAACGCGUAGGCAAUUAAUUACAAUUUUCUUGCAUCUGGAGCCUGGAACUGGAUGGGACAAACAACAAAAUACAACAUUUUCGAGAUGCAAAAACGCCCCAAGUUAGUUGUGACCGUGACGGUUUAACCGGAUAUACGUUAUUUAUACCCAGUACCACACAGUCCUGUCGGCAUUGUCCCACAAUUCGUUGAAUUUCCACAGAGAAAUGGAAACGUUCUUAUCUUUGGCAUUUCUUGCUGUGUUCGCUGCCCUGGCAUACGGAGCAAGCGAUAGCAAAGGGAAGAUGUUCGAAAUCAAAUCCGUCGCAGUGGAUUGUGGUCAAAAGAUCCCAGACGUCGCCAGUAAAUCGGCGGACGAUUGCGGUAGCAAGUGCCAGAAAGACGCCAACUGCCGAUUCGCAUCUUACAACAUCAAGGACAAAAAAUGCCAACUCAUUCCGCCAACUUCUGACUGCAGCUUCGGUGGAGCCGGUUUUGAUAAUUUCGAGCUCAUUGGAUUUGCCUACAAGAAAUUCACUAAACGCGACAACGCCUUCCUGGAUUCGGCGGAGCUGAAGAAUAAGAAAGGGAACACGGUGCUCAGCAGCGGCAAUGGGUUGUCGGCGGAUACGUGCAGAAAUCUGUGCGAUAUCCAUCCCAACUGUAAAGCGGCGUAUUACACCGCCGCCAUGGGACAGUCGGGCUGCAAACUGUUAGCUAAAGCGGAACCGGUCAAAUCAGUUCCCAAUCCAACCUCGACGAACAUUGUGUUCGCUGCCGCAUAGGGAACACGUGAAGGAUUAUCACCUUUUGAAGUGGUCGGCUACUUAUUUCGGGAAUAGAUCGAGUAAACACAUAUAAUUUGCUAACGUGCCAAAGCCUGGUGGUAUUACGUCAGGCUGCUUAUCCUGGGUUGGAUUCAUACGUUGAAUAACAUUGAAUAACCAAAAGGCGGUAUAGCGUUUUCCAAAAUAAGAAAAAAUAGAAAUUUCCAAUUGCCUGUAAGAUAUCUCCAUUUGGAGGAGCUGACUGUCUUGGGAUGUGGCGUGCCAAAUAAACUUUAUUGUAAUUG